CUACGAUGAAUCAAUACCUUGAAGCGAAGAGUGUUGCCUAUGUUCGGUAACAACGAAGAACAACAACAAAAACUCUAAUCAUCACUCAUACCAGACGACCGUCAACCGAAGCAAGAGAUAUCGCAAUCGCGAGUCAUGGCCGACCAACCUGGCUGCAUGUGUCUCGAGACAUCAUACGUGCUCUCUGUUGUUCUCAGCGCAUUUCCCAAAUGCGUUUGCCUCGACCUGGAAAGUCCUUCGGCGCGGUUGAUCCUUCGUGCUUAUCGUACGAUCGCUUGGAUCACGGCGCCUUUCAAGCACUUCUUCAGCCCGCCUGCAAACGUCGGCAUCGUUGAGCGAUUCAACGGUGUCGGCAUACUCGGUAAAAUCAGCGUGGCAGGGAACAAGAUUGUCUGGAGCGGACCUGUGGUGCUGGACUCUAUCAUCACGUUCCUGACGAAGGGAGGGUCCAUCCUCUUCUAUCUGAGCGUCAUCGCCAUGAGCGUGGCAUUUGCAUGGACUGCGUUGUCUGGAAGAUCUCUUUCGGCUUCUGCUCAGAAAAGUUCUCAAUCUCAAGAUGAGCGGCGUUAGACGACCGUCAACCGACAACACUUAAGAAUGACGUGAAGGCCGCGGCCACAUAGAAGUGUUGCGUUUGACGCGUAGGUCUUUCACCAGGAGAGGCUCACAUAUCGAUUUGAUCCCAAGGGUGGCACAGAAUCUCGUAGAAAUACAACCCUUUCACUUGCUCGGAGAGCAUACAUGAAAGUCGCUGU
Molecule: messenger RNA, 755 nt
Organism: Dissoconium aciculare CBS 342.82
Lineage: Eukaryota; Fungi; Ascomycota; Dothideomycetes; Mycosphaerellales; Dissoconiaceae
Exons: 1
Coding region: 136-570 (144 amino acids)
Source: RefSeq, a predicted model, not a curated record